AUGCUGUCGUCCAAGAUCCACCGCUCCGUGCACAACAAGGAGCUGAUCCAGUCGGCCGGCUUCAUCAACGGCAAGUGGGUCGAGGCCCACUCCAACAAGCACUUCGCCGUGGUCGACCCUUCCACGGACAAGGAGAUCGCGCGCGUGGCCAACAUGGGCCGCGUCGAGACGAACGAGGCCAUCGCCGCGGCGCUGGCGGCCCAGAAGAAGUGGCGCAAGACCACGCCCGCCGCGCGCUCCGUGCUGCUCAAGAAGUGGCACGCCGCCAUCGUGGCCAACACGGAGGACCUGGCCGUCAUCGCGUCCGUGGAGAGCGGCAAGCCACUGCCCGAGGCCAAGGGCGAGGUGGCCUACGCCGCCGGCUUCAUCGACUUCUACGCGCACGAGAUCAUGCACUCGAACGGCUUCCUGCCCUCCACGUCGGCGCCCGACCACAAGAUCAUGGCCAUCAAGGAGCCCGUGGGCGUCUGCGGCAUCGUCACGCCCUGGAACUUCCCGCUCGCCAUGAUCACGCGCAAGCUGGGCCCGUGCCUGGCCGCUGGCUGCACGGCGGUGGUCAAGCCCGCGGCCGAGACGCCGCUGUCGGCGCUGGCGCUGGCCAAGCUGGCGGAGGACGUGGGCAUCCCCGCGGGCGUCAUCAACGUGGUGCCGUCGCCCAACGACAAGGCCGCCGAGGUGGGCGGCGCGCUGACCAGCAGCCACGACGUUCGCAAGAUCUCGUUCACGGGCUCCACGCGCGUCGGCAAGCUGCUGAUGGCGCAGUCGGCCGAGACGGUCAAGCGCGUGUCGCUCGAGCUCGGCGGCAACGCGCCCUUCAUUGUGUUCGAAGACGCCGACCUGGACAAGGCUCUGGACGGCCUCAUGGCCUCCAAGUUCCGCAACACCGGCCAGACGUGCGUGUGCAGCAACCGCAUCUUCAUCCACGCCAGCAUCUACGACGAGUUCGCGGCCAAGCUCGUGGAGCGCGUCAAGAAGCUCAAGAUGGGCCCGCCCCGCGAGGAAGGCGUGAACCUCGGCCCGCUCAUUGGCCCCAACGCCUUCCUCAAGACGUCGGAGCUGGUGGAGGACGCUGUCACGAACGGCGCCACUGCUCUUGUCGGCGGCAAGCGCAGCGACAUCGGCCGCAACUUCUACGAGGCUACAGUGCUGGCCCAUGUAGACAACACAAUGCGUGUGUGGUCGGAGGAGAUUUUCGGCCCUGUUGUGCCGCUGUUCAAGUUCACGACGGAGGAGGAGGUGAUCGAGAUGGCCAACGGCACGGAGGCCGGUCUUGCCGGGUAUUUCUUCUCCCAGAACCUGUCGCGGACGUGGCGUGUGGCUGCUGCGCUGGACUGCGGAAUGAUCGGCGUGAACACGGGCGUGAUCUCAAACGUUCAGGCUCCGUUUGGCGGUGUGAAGCAGUCCGGACUGGGACGCGAGGGCUCGUUCCUGGGCCUCGAGGAAUACCAGGAGACGAAGAUGGUCUGCGUUGGUGGGCUCGAGGCAUGA
Phytophthora sojae is the source of this 1488-nucleotide messenger RNA. RefSeq lists its product as hypothetical. The transcript has 2 exons. The record is from RefSeq and is a predicted model, not a curated record. NCBI's taxonomy places the organism in Eukaryota, Oomycota, Peronosporomycetes, Peronosporales, Peronosporaceae. Bases 1 to 1488 code for a protein of 495 amino acids. Gene Ontology annotation, molecular function: succinate-semialdehyde dehydrogenase (NAD+) activity.